Messenger RNA from Suhomyces tanzawaensis NRRL Y-17324, 813 nucleotides. Its product is annotated as proteasome regulatory particle lid subunit. Bases 1 to 813 code for a protein of 270 amino acids. Gene Ontology annotation, biological process: ubiquitin-dependent protein catabolic process. Gene Ontology annotation, cellular component: nucleus; cytoplasm; proteasome regulatory particle, lid subcomplex. The record is from RefSeq and is a predicted model, not a curated record. Gene Ontology annotation, molecular function: endopeptidase activator activity; proteasome binding; ubiquitin binding. The transcript has 2 exons. Lineage: Eukaryota; Fungi; Ascomycota; Pichiomycetes; Serinales; Debaryomycetaceae.
AUGUCCAAAACAUUGAAGUUCCAUGCUGGCAAGGUCCAGUAUGACGAAGACACCAAGAGGUGCACGCCGUUAGCGCACAAGGGGGUGAUUUCGAUCAAGCCCAGCUCCGAAGACCCCGAUUUCCUUGCAUUCACCUGGACUCCCAAAUCAGACACAACAGUGGGAGGCACGGUGGAGAAGGACGAGUUAUUGCUUAUUCCCGGGGACGUGAGCUUCAAGCACAUGAAGUCCUGCACCACUGGACGGGUGUUUGCAUUGACAUUUUUGAGUUCGGGAGCCAAGCAUUUAUACUGGUUACAAGAUGUUGGUGAUAUCGAUCAGCCAGGCGUCCUCACCGAAAAGGACUUGGGCAUAGUGAAGCAGAUUAACGAAUUGAUAACCAUCAAUGAGGAUGAGGAUGAGGACGAGGAGGACGAAGUCAUCAAGGAAGAAAAGGACGAGUCAAGCCAGCAGCAGCAGCAGCCCCAGAUCCCUAUCACCUCCAUCGGCAACUUCUUGCAGCCGCAAUUGGUCCAACAGCACUUGGACAAACUCUCGCCCCACCAGAUCGACCAACUCUCGCAACAUUUGCCAGCAUCCACACCUGCCACCAAAACCGAGAUAGCCCAGGUAGUUCGCAGCGGGUUUUUCCAGCAGUCGCAGCGCAAAUUAAGCGAGCAACUCUCGUCGGGGCUCGGUGCGGGCUACUUGGUGGCCCAAUCGUUGAAGUACGACUACAAGGGCGAGGGCGUCGACGGGUUUCUCAACGGGAUCCGGGAGCUCACCAAGAAGGAGGACGACGAUGGGGACGAUGUCAAGCCCAAGCCUCAAUAA